Aethina tumida (small hive beetle) is the source of this 3801-nucleotide messenger RNA. RefSeq names its product protein phosphatase Slingshot-like. The coding region runs from base 134 to 1267 and encodes 377 amino acids. Lineage: Eukaryota; Metazoa; Arthropoda; Insecta; Coleoptera; Nitidulidae. The record is from RefSeq and is a predicted model, not a curated record. Gene Ontology annotation, molecular function: protein tyrosine/serine/threonine phosphatase activity. Gene Ontology annotation, biological process: protein dephosphorylation. The transcript has 6 exons. Gene Ontology annotation, cellular component: cytosol.
CGCAUAUUUUCGCACCCCCGCCUCGCAUUUUGGCAAAAAUUUUGUAGGUCAAGGCGUGCAAACGCGAGCCAAGCGGAAAGUGAACCGGUACGAUUUAUAUAUAUGGGGUAGGUUAAAAUCGGCGUCCGUUUGAAUGAAUCCGCCGCCACCGCCGCGGGCCGGCACACCACCUGGCACUUCAUUGUUGUUCUAUCGACCGUCCGGGGUAGACACGGCGCCGCCGCCGCUCAAGCGAUGCACGCGCUCGCAGACCGGUGUGGCACAGUUCCAACGCCGCCCCGGCACUGAACAUGUGCCACUGUUCCGUGCCCGCCUCCAGUUGAGAGUCGUCGACGCCGUCCCUAAGACCAUGGGGAACGGCAUGAACAAGGUUUUGCCCGGUCUCUACGUUGGGAAUUACAGGGACUCCAAGGACUCGUCCCAACUUGCCAAGCACAGCAUCACUCACAUCCUCUCGAUUCACGACACCGCCAAAAAAAUCCACUCGGACAAGCAUUAUUUAUGUGUUAUGGCAGCGGAUACACCGGAUCAAAACCUUACACAGUAUUUUUCGUUGUGCAAUGACUUCAUUCACGCGGCUCGACUGAGAGAUGGAAAUGUUUUAAUUCAUUGUUUGGCGGGAAUGUCGAGAAGUGUGACUGUGGCGGUGGCAUACAUAAUGUCGGUGACAAAUUUGAACUGGAAGGAAGCGCUGAAAGUCGUGCGGGCUGGGAGAGCGGUGGCAAAUCCUAAUCUGGGCUUUCAGAAACAGCUUCAAGAUUUCGAGCUCACAAGGUUGGUGGAGGAACGAAGGAGAUUGAAGGAGCGUUACCCCAGCCUGGCCCUGGUGGGCAGAGACCAAGAGCAGUGCGCCCUGAUGCUGAACAACUACGAAGAACUGCUGCAGUCCCGCACCAUCUGCGAGGGUAGAUGUGCCUUAGGCGAGGAAUGUCCGACCGGAGUGUGCCGCACCGCCACCCAGAGGCGCAGCCGGAGACGCAACAGCAACCGCUCCCAGUCGGAGAUGUCGCGUAGUCCCAGCGUCACCAGCACCUCGAGCACCAAAAGCACGUCCAGCGCCAGACCCAGAUCCGGGCCGGCGGGACUCAGGAGCUAUACAGGUUCGGCGCCGCCCUCCAGGUCCAGUUCGAGGGCGGACAUCUCGAAAUUGGGGGUGAACUUGACGGCUCCCUCGACUCCGCAACCAAGUCCUCCGGUGUCGCCGAAAAGGUUGGGGGGCCGGAUAUCGGUGCCACUCGCCCUCAAGGAAGACGAUCUAGACUCAUAGCCCUCGCCACUAUUACUUAGACUUACUAUUUUGGUAUUUCUAAGCGGUUUUUACACAAGGUUGUUACUAGACUAAGUUUGUUGAUAGAUGUUUACUGGCGCAAUCGUGUUGGGUCAAUUUUUAUUGUAUUUUAUACGGUAUAGUGAUAUGGCAAAGGCAAUAAAUUUAUCUACUUGACUAGUAUUUAAAGCGUGAAGGGAUUGAAGGACGGACAUAUCUUUAGAAGUAAAUUUUGACUCAAUCUCGUUGAAAGUAAUUCGUGCAAUAAAUUUAAAGGGCACAAAAAGUUUCACACCAAAAAAAAAGUAAAACAAAAUUUGCCAGGUGUUUUAUAAGACUUACGACAGAAGUUAUCAUUUCAAACACCUACGCAGUACAAAAUAGAAACUUUUUGUGUCCCAGACUUAAAAUUUCGUAAUUGUUGAAUGGCUGGAACGAAGCUCAAAUUUGUAGGUUUUAAGUGUGUAAAGCUUGAGAGUAAAACGAAGGUAUUUAAAACAGCUUUCCACAUCUUGCGUCCUUUUGUGAUUCGAUGUUUAUAGUAAUCAUGGCUAGUGAAAACCAUUUACAGGAACAAGUAGUUGAUCUCAUCAAUUUGUUCAUGUUUUGCAAAAAUUGUUCAAUUCAAUGAAUUCGCACAAUUAGUUUAAGUGUUUAGGGCGUUAUCUUUUUGUACAUACGAUAAUGCUUGUUGCUUAACAAUAGGCGGUUAAUUAAAAUAAGUUUCAGGUCCUGUUUGUUCGCAUUUACUAAUGCUCAAAUAUAUGGUUUUGCUCAAUUUUGCUUUAGAUGUUAAAUUAAAAUUGGUUUGAAUACAAAUUAUGUUACAAAAAGUACCUGAAUUUAAGAAAAUAUACUUUUAGUACUUGCAAAAUUUUUUGGCAAAUGUCAAUUAUAUUGCACAUAUCAUUUUAACCAUAUCAUUUAUAAUUCAUUAUUUUUGUAGUAAAUGUGAACAAAACAGGUCAUCUAAAUAUGCCUUAAUUGUAAUUACAAAGCAAUUAAACAAGUUAAUUUUAUAUUUACGUCAAACAUAGCGUACCAUUGUCAAGAAUAAAUAAAAUAGUUGUUAAAUUAAAAUAACUGCCGACACUGCCGUCCAUAAGGGAUCGAUAAAAUUAAUUAACGCCUUUUUGGGCGGUUUAAAUUUUUCAGUGUCAGCUAAAAUUCUAGUCUAUUAGUCGAAAAGUAAAUUGAAUUUUAGACAAGAGCUUAUGCUCUAGCUUUUUGGCCAAUAAUUUAUAUGAUGACCUCUAGUAAAAAAAAUCAAAAUAUCCUCAGUGACAAUAGUAAUAGAUAUGGUGAUUGUUUAAAGCAAUAAACUAAGUUUGCAAUUUCAUAUCAAUAUGUGUGUUUUACAUUUUGUUGACAAUGUUUGAAUGUUAUUUUGAUACUUAAUUAGAUCGUUUAUUAAUAUUUCAUGUGAUUGUUAACAAAAAAGUCGAUGGUUUGGGCUGGAUCAAUUUAAUACAAUCUAAUGUUAAUAUUAUUAUAUAAGUGUGUGUGUACCAUGCACCUAAAAUAACUUAUGUUACUUCUAAAAAAAAUUAUAAAAUAUAUACAAAUAUAAAACUAAUCAUUAAUUAACGGUUAAUAGUUCUUAAAAUCAUUAGAAGAGAAAAAUGUUAAAAAUCAAAUUGGACAAUCGAAGCUUAAACAAAGUACGACAUUUAGACAUUUACUAUUCUAAAUAUCGUAGUUUAAAUGCAUCAGUUAAAAACAUAUCAUAGAUCCAGUACAAAUCAUGUACCAUAAUUGCGUCUAAAUAUUAUAAAUAAAUGUCAUUCAUUUUAUAUUAAAUGUAUGUACAAGCUCAUUAGUGCACCAUAAAAGCCAAGUUGAAGUUAAUAAUUAUGGUUGUUUUAAUACAUUAUAUGAUGUAUUAUAUAGAAAAUGCAAUAACUCGUUGUGCAAUGUCCUUUGUAUGCACAAACUAUUUUAUAUAGUGAAUUUUAGGCUACGAAAGACCAAAUAGAGGCUACCUGUUGAUUUUGCUAGCUUGCUACCACCUAGCAUUUUAAUGUUGUUUUAUUUAUAAAAAAAUGUUUAUAAAAUAUGUAAAAGUAGAUAUUUUUGAUGAAGAGUACCUAAUCAUGUGGAUCAUGCACAUAAAUCAAAGAUUUGAAACAGCCAACGAUAUUACUAAAACAAAAAUUUAAUAUGAUCCAUUAUUUUGUACGAUUACUAUAGUAUUUAAAAUGUUAUAAACUUUAAAAUCUAUUUAUACAAGCUCUUGGAAGAGUUGGAGGUAUAGUUACUGCCAAGUUGUACAAAAAAUUAUUGUGAUAUGUGGAUGGAGGGAUAAUUGAAUAAGAUUGCUUGGCGGUGUUUAAAUUUUCAACUUUUCACACACAUGCUUAAAUUUGUGUUGGAUGUAUUUCAUAUUUAUACAUUUUUCACUUUUAAUUUUGUAUCCUCCUGUUACAUAGAUUUUUGUAAAUUAUUUACCAUUUAAUUUUUGUACAUUUUUUCUCGUUGUAUAUUUUUAUAAAUAUUUAUUGCCGAUAUUCCAAUAAAAAUGCGUAUCAUUGCGA